GCGGUUUUGAUUCACUCUUCCUCCUCGCCUCUCACUGUGUUCUACCUCAGUCCUGAAACACGAGGAUUUUUUUUUUUGUACAACACAACUAUUUUUUUUAGUUCUUUUUCUCAGCAAAAAUGGCCGAUACCGCUGUAGAUACUACCACCGCCACAGAGAUUACCGCAAAGGAUCUGAAGGAGAAGAAAGAAGUUGUGGAGGAGGCAAAGGAGGAGGAGAAGAAGGAGAACGGCAACGGAGAAGCACCUGCUAAUGGCACAGCGACUAACGGUGCGUCUCAUGAAGAAACCGACAAAGAGGACAAAGCAGCCGAAGAGCCAGCUGCAGAGGGGGAGGGUGAGGAGGAGAAGGCUGCUGAAGAGGAAGCAGAUGGGGAGGCAGUGAAACGUCCCGCGGAGGAGGAGGAGUCGGUCGAAACAAAGAAACAGAAGACUGAGGAGAACGGCGAAUCCACAGAAGCCGAGGCCGAAGCAACGGCCUAAGGCUUUUCCUCUGCGGUUCUGUUUGGUCAAUCUGACAGUAGAGUUUGUGCUUCUGUGUAUAUUUAAUUCUGUUAUCGCCCCGCCCAUCUGAGAUAUUCGAUUACACUUAAGUCUAACAUCAUGACCCCCCUUUUCUCUUUUUGUAUGAUGUUAUUUAUUGGUGUAGGAACAACGCGUUAGGGUCCUGUUAUAUAAAAUCUACGAGAAUUUUUUUAUGCACACGUUCAAUGUGCAAGCACAUAUUCUAUUGUGGUAACACCCCCCCCCCUCCAUUUUUUUUGACCAGCAGAUACGCACCCGUAAAAACCUUAAAAGUCGCCGGAUAGCACGUACCCUCUUUUUUCCCCUUCAUGUUCUGAUGUUUAUAUGGGUGAUCAUAUAAUUCAGAUUCACUUAAGACCAAAGAUAAAAGUUUUAAGCAGGGGCUAAUGGACAACAUUUUAAUCCUGGUUGUUUUCUGCUGCUAGUAGUUAAUCCCUUGCUUUUGGCUUAUCUGUUAACAGAACAGAUGGCGUCCAUGAAUGGGUCUCCUUACUGAGUGAGAGUUAAGAAGAAAAGAUAACCUUGUCCUUUCCUGGCUAGCUUAUGUUAAUUAACCCCUCUUAAACCUUAAGGUUUUUGGUCUUUUGUUUCAUAUGCAUUCCAGAAGGUUUGUACCUUUUCCACGUCCUUAUGUACAGUUUGGGUUUUUUUAAUCGCCUUUUUUCCUUUUGUUUUUUAUUUGGGUAUGGGCAGUGCAGGAUGGGAUACGGUCAACAUGCUGGCACUGGUUUUGUGUUUUGGUUGCUUUUGACCACUGCUUUGUAUAUUCUGGUUCAGGCGUAUAAAUAAAAUCACUCGUCUUUUUAAAA
Hemibagrus wyckioides is the source of this 1333-nucleotide messenger RNA. RefSeq names its product prothymosin alpha. The record is from RefSeq and is a predicted model, not a curated record. Lineage: Eukaryota; Metazoa; Chordata; Actinopteri; Siluriformes; Bagridae. Gene Ontology annotation, molecular function: histone binding. The transcript has 5 exons. Gene Ontology annotation, biological process: positive regulation of transcription by RNA polymerase II; negative regulation of apoptotic process. Bases 120 to 482 code for a protein of 120 amino acids. Gene Ontology annotation, cellular component: nucleus.